AUGAACGUCAACAUGUUCCAAGCCGGCGACAACGUCGCCGCCACAGACCACUCCGACAUUGACAAGCUUCCCAUCGAAGAACUUCCUCUCCCCCCCGACUUCGCCUGGGGCACCGCAACCGCCGCAUACCAGGUUGAAGGCGCGGUGACCCAAGACGGCCGUGGCCCGUCCAUCUGGGACACAUUCACGCACUUGGAGCCAUCCCGCACCAACAACGAGAACGGCGACAUCGCCUGCGACCACUAUAACCGCGUCGCCGAAGACGUGGACCUCAUGGCCUCUCUCGGAAUGGAUGUCUACCGUCUCUCGAUUGCCUGGUCGCGCAUCAUCCCACUCGGCGGACGCAACGACCCCGUCAACGAAGCGGGUAUAGCGUUCUACAACCGUCUGAUCGACUCCCUUCUUGCGAAAAGCAUCGAGCCCGUCGUGACACUGUACCACUGGGACGCACCGCAGGUCAUCUACGAUCGCUACGGCGCAUUCCUGAUCACCGCCGAAUUCAAAGCCGAUUUCGAGCGCUACGCCCGAGUCUGCUUCUCUCGCUUCGGUGACCGCGUCAAAAAAUGGAUUACCUUCAAUGAGCCAUACAUCAUCUCGGUCUUCGGCCAUCAUACCGGCGUGCUCGCCCCGGGCAGAAACUCCUCUAAUGGCGGCGAUUCGCGCACGGAGCCCUGGCGUGUCGGACACACGCUGAUUGUCUCGCACGCUUCGGCCGUGGAGAUCUAUGCGUCGGAGUUCCAGCCCGCUCAGAACGGUACUAUCUCCAUUGUUCUGAACUCCCAUUUCUACGAGCCCUGGGAUCCGGAGAAUCCCGUGCACGUCGACGCCGCGCAACGCAGACAGGAGUUCUACGUCUCGUGGUUCGGCGAUCCGAUCUUCCUAGCGCGCGACUACCCGUCCUGCAUGCGUGAGUUCCUGGGCGAUCGACUCCCUACCUUCACGGACGAUGAGGUCGCACUGCUUCGCCGAACAGCGCAUCUGAACACCUUCUACGGUAUGAACCACUACUCGACGAAGUUUGCGCGCGCGCUCCCCGACCCUCCCUCCCCGGACGACUGCACGGGGAACAUCGAGGAGGGGCCCACGAACUGUCGCGGGGAAGAAGCCGGCCCGGUGUCGGGCAUGGCGUGGCUGCGUGUGGCGCCGUAUGGGUUCCGGAAGCUGUUGAAUUGGGUGUGGAAGCGGUAUCAGCUGCCGAUUAUUAUCACGGAGAAUGGAUGUCCUUGUCCCGGGGAGAGCGAGAUGAGGAAGGAGGAGGCGCUGGAUGAUGGGUUCCGGGUGAGGUAUUUUGGGCUGUACCUAGACUCGAUCUCGAGGGCGAUUUACGAGGACGGGGUCAAGGUGACGGGGUAUUAUGCGUGGAGUUUGAUGGAUAAUUUUGAGUGGUCCGCUGGGUAUGGGCCCAGGUAUGGCAUCGUGCAUGUGGAUCGGACGACGCUGGAGAGGACGCCGAAGAAGUCGGCGUGGUAUUUGAAGAGGUCGUUUGAUGAGAGGAGGGUAAAGGGGAAGAGUAGGGCUUGA
Aspergillus steynii IBT 23096 is the source of this 1521-nucleotide messenger RNA. RefSeq names its product glycoside hydrolase family 1 protein. Gene Ontology annotation, molecular function: beta-glucosidase activity. Gene Ontology annotation, biological process: carbohydrate metabolic process. Bases 1 to 1521 code for a protein of 506 amino acids. The transcript is spliced from 2 exons. NCBI's taxonomy places the organism in Eukaryota, Fungi, Ascomycota, Eurotiomycetes, Eurotiales, Aspergillaceae. The record is from RefSeq and is a predicted model, not a curated record.